Molecule: messenger RNA, 1833 nt
Organism: Mesorhabditis belari
Lineage: Eukaryota; Metazoa; Nematoda; Chromadorea; Rhabditida; Rhabditidae
Source: the annotation of a GenBank genome assembly
AUGGGAAGAAGUCCCGCACCUAGCCUAAACGGUCACGAUGUGUCAAGCGCUUUGGUGAAUGGUUCAGAUAAACAACGAAUGUCACCAAUCGAGAAUGGGGAAGAUAAAAAGAAAGAUUCACCGAUGACUUUCGGCUACGGCGAGAUCAGCAACAAGCGAGCGGAGAGCCCGAAAAUGAAUGGAGAUUUGAUCAUUACAAAUGGCAGUACGAUCUCGAAAGAGCGCAAAGAUGCGCUUUUGUCGAAAUAUUUGAAUGGAAAUGGUGAUGAAACGCAAAUGGAGAGCGUUCCACAAACAAAUGGACACAAUGGGUAUCAUAAUGAGAAUGAAACGUCGAUUCGGACAUUGUCGAAGCUCAAUGGAGACUCGAGUGGAUACACGAGUGGGAACUCAUCAAUCGACACACCGAACGGCUUGGAUUCAGGACCGAGUUCCUCCUCCCUUCUCACUCCAUCCUGGUCAUCGACCCUCACUUCAUGCUCUUCUCUUUCUCGUUCUCCAUCCACUUCAUCAACGAUUCGCCCCGAAGACUUUGAUCAUGCUGCUUCGAGGUCCAGAACUCGUUCGGAUCGACUCCGUCAACGUUUGGCGAGUCUUGAUCGACAAAAUGGAGUCAAUGGAGAGAAUGGGAUCACAAAUGGAUCCAGCAGUAUUUUGGAGAGAGUUUCCCCUUCUCGUCUCGGCACUCCAUCAUCGUCAUCGAUUCUCGGUGAAUCUGAUGAUUUAACCGAUUUGAGGAAAAGACUCAUCGGUUUACAAAGGGAUUCCUCUUUCACAAGCAGCUCAACGAUCAAUGAAAAGUUCCAAUCGGCUCUCCUCGCUUCUCGUCGUUCUAGUCAAGGCCCCGAAUCGGGCCAACUUCAACCAUCCUCUUCCCGUAGUCGACUUUUUGAUCACAAUCGGAAAAGUCGAUCACCACCAUUGGGACCGAUUGUUGAGGUCGAAUCGGCGGACGGGCAAAAAGUGAAGAAUUGCGAGAUUUGCACGGAUCCCCUGGUGAAUUGUGGAUGUGGUGGAAAAGGGAAAAGGAGGACGAGUCAAGAGAUUAUUGGGUUCGGCAAGCAUGAAAUCCGCUCCACAACGCAAGCCAAUGGAUUGGAACCCCAAAGUCAAGUAGGAACAAUGCCGUUCGUCGUUUUGCACAAAGUGCUCCGGAAAUUACCAUAUCAAGAGCUUGCUCGUCUCCGUGCCGUCCAUCCGCAUUGGGAUGAAAUUUGCGGGCAAAUGCUGAACAGUGGAUACUAUCAACUGAUUGAGAAAUCCGAUAAGCUGUUGAUGCGCUUGCAGCGACUCGUUCAAAAAGACUCGGGAAUGUACUAUCCGACGAGUGUCUUGACGAACAUUCAGGUUCACAUCCUCAAUCAAGUGGAUGCGAUGCGAGCCGCUUUAGACGAGGGUGUUGGUUGUUUCCCGUAUGGAAUCCUUUUGGAUAAAACUUUCCAAUUGGUGAAACAAGUUGAAGAGAUGACAAAUGGAGGGAAACAGAUCGAUGUCCCAUGGGAACCGGUGGCAAUUCUCGCGAAGAGAGCCUCAAUGCAUUACAAGGAUAACUUAGAAAGCAUCAUGGAGGAGCGUUUGGGUGAAAGCGCUCGUUUGAAAGCCGCUCAAAAGCUGAUCCGUUUGGACUCAUUCCUCGUUGAGACGAGUGUGCAAAAGAUGGAAAAGGAAAAUGCUAAGAAUCGCGAUGACGUCAUGUGGGAAGUGGAACAGCUGCAACAAUGCAAUGAAAAGCUUCGCAAAGACAAUCGUGAGCUCAAGCAAAACCAAAUGAAACUGGAGGCAAGGAUUGACAUUCUCGAGCAAAAAUUCAAAACAAUGGCUCGACUUUUUUCU